Trametes versicolor FP-101664 SS1 is the source of this 1428-nucleotide messenger RNA. Its product is annotated as Metallo-dependent hydrolase. Gene Ontology annotation, biological process: guanine metabolic process. The transcript is spliced from 4 exons. Bases 1 to 1428 code for a protein of 475 amino acids. Gene Ontology annotation, cellular component: cytosol. Gene Ontology annotation, molecular function: guanine deaminase activity; zinc ion binding. The record is from RefSeq and is a predicted model, not a curated record. NCBI's taxonomy places the organism in Eukaryota, Fungi, Basidiomycota, Agaricomycetes, Polyporales, Polyporaceae.
AUGCCGGAAAGAAAAUUCUUAAGAGGGGCAUUUGUGCACACCCCCAAGCUAGGGACGGUCGAGAUACUACGAGACUACCUUCUACGAACCGAUGAUAAGGGCUACAUAGACUACUUCGCGGACGCGUCUGCGUCUGCAUCUCAGGAGAUAUUGGCCGGCACACGCCCAACGGUCAUAUCUACGGGCUCGUUCGUGCUUCCGACGUUCUGCGACCUUCACUUGCACGCGCCGCAGUUCCUCUACCAGGGCACGGGACUACACCUUCCGUUGAUGGAGUGGCUGAACGAGUACGCGUUCAAGGCGGAGGAGAGUCUGGAUGCAGACCCCGCGCUUGCAGAACGGGUUUACAAACGUCUCGCAGCCAGGUUGGUUGAACACGGCACAGGAGCCGUACUGCUCUUUGGCACUAUCAAGACUGAAACCAACCUCAUCCUGGCGCGCGUCAUGCAGGACGCGGGCGUGCGCGCGUUCGUCGGCAAGCUCUCCAUGGACAUCUCCUCGCGGCCGUCCUACGUCGAAGCCUCCGCGGACGCUUCCCUUGCUGCUGCGCGUUCUUUCUGCGAGCGCUGCACGGAGUUGUCCGGCGCGCUGCCCACACACGCACGUCUCGUCGAGCCCGUACUCACCCCCCGCUUCGUGCCGACAUGCUCGAAGCCGCUCCUCGCCGGCCUGGGCGAACUCUCCGCGCGGACUGGCGUGCGCAUCCAGAGCCACAUGGCCGAGGCGCACGACCAGGUCCAGCACGUCCUCUCCGCUCACGGCGAGGCGGACAUGCACGUCUUCGCGCAAAGCGCGCUGCUCACGCCGCACACCGUGCAGGCGCACUGCACGUUCCUCGACCCGGUGGACCUGAAGGCGCUCGCGGAGACGGGCGCGGCAGUCGCGCACUGCCCGCUCUCGAACGCGUACUUCUCUGCGGCGCCGUUCCGUCUCCGGGAGGCGUUGGAUGCAGGUGUACGCGUCGGGCUAGGCACAGACAUCGCGGGCGGGUACAGCGUCGACAUCAUGUCUGCGAUGCGCCACGCCGUUGCGGUCUCACGCAUGCGUGAGGGCGUGCGGAUCCUGCAGGCCGACUCUGGGGCAGACCAUGUGCCGGGAGCGGAGGCGGAGGAGAAGCCGGUGUCGGUGGACUGGAGGGAGGCACUUUACCUUGCGACGCGGGGCGGGGCUGUGGCGCUGGGCUUGCCUGAGAGAUGUGGGAUGUUCGCGGUCGGUGCGCCGUUUGAUGCACAAUGCAUUCGACUUUUGGAUGAGGAAACCAAUGAGGGUGUUGGAGCCCUCGAUUUCUUUGACACUAGGGACAGAGUGAGUCCCUGGACUCCGACGUUGGAGUCGGUUGAGAAAUGGUGGUGUGUGGGUGACUCGCGCAACCGAGCGGACGUGUGGGUCCAAGGUGCGCCUGUGUACCCCGCCGAGAAUCGAGCGUAG